Messenger RNA from Phragmites australis (common reed), 1953 nucleotides. RefSeq names its product probable inactive receptor kinase RLK902. The record is from RefSeq and is a predicted model, not a curated record. NCBI's taxonomy places the organism in Eukaryota, Viridiplantae, Streptophyta, Magnoliopsida, Poales, Poaceae. The coding region runs from base 1 to 1953 and encodes 650 amino acids. The transcript has 2 exons. Gene Ontology annotation, molecular function: ATP binding; protein binding; protein kinase activity. Gene Ontology annotation, biological process: protein phosphorylation.
AUGGCGCGGCUAAUCGUUGCCCGCGUGGUGCUGGCCCUCGUGGUCCCGUUGCUCGCCCUGUUGCCCGCGCGCGUGGCGCCGGACCUGGCGGGGGACCGCGCGGCGCUGCUGGCGCUGCGGGGCGCCCUGGAUCCGGGGCGACGCCUCCCGUGGGACCCCUCGGCGCCGACGCCGUGCGCCGGGCGGUGGCCCGGCGUCGUGUGCUCCCCCUCGGGCGACCGCGUCGUGGAGCUGCGGCUGCCGGGCAAGCGGCUGUCCGGGACGAUACCGAUGGGCACGGUGGGCAACCUCACCGCGCUGCAGAAGCUGUCGCUCCGGUUCAACGCCAUCUCCGGCGGGAUACCCGCCGACGUCGGCAACUGCGCCGAGCUGCGGGGGCUGUUCCUCAGGGGCAACCAGCUCACCGGCGCCGUGCCGGAGGGGUUCUUCUGGCUGGCGGUGCUCAAGAAGGUUGAUCUCGCCGGGAACCGGCUAACAGGCGGCGUGUCGCUGCAAUUCAACAGGCUCAAGCAGCUAGACACGCUCUACCUCGAGGGCAACGACUUUUUCGGCACACUUCCGGCGGGCCUCUACCUUCCGAAACUUUCGCUGUUCAACGUGUCGUUCAAUGCAUUGCUCACUGGCCCUGUGCCCGCGUCGCUUGCCCGGAUGCCAGCGAACUCGUUCCUCGGCACGGGGCUCUGCGGCAGCCCUCUAACCGCAUGCACCAACUCCACGCCGCCGGCGCCUCUGCCAUCACCGUCUGCAGGGAGUGACAGCAAGAGCGGCAAGCUAUCCCGUUGGGCAAUCGUCGGAAUCAUCGUCGGCGCCGUGCUCAUAAUCCUGCUCAUCAUAGGGUUCGUCGCCUGCUUGGGCCGGCGUCGGGCGGCGGCCGGGAGGCCUGCGGGGGCUGCGGCCGACGUGCACGAGGGUUCCGCGCCUAUAACGGUGACCAUGGCGAGGACGGACCGGGACGCGGUGAAGCAGUCGCACUCCCCGCCGCUCGCGCGGGAGAUGAUCAGUGACGGCAAUAAGCUAGUGUUCCUCGGGAACGCGCCGGAGAGGCCCUACGACCUGGAGACGCUGCUGCGGGCGUCCGCCGAGGUGCUCAGCAAGGACGCACUUGGCACAACGUACCGCGCCACGCUUGACGGCGGCGAUCCCGUCCUCGCCGUCAAGCGGCUCCGCGCGGUGCACCUCCCCGAGCACGAGUUCCACGACAAGGCGGCCGUGCUCGGCGCCCUCCACCACGACAACCUGCCCCGCCUGCGCGCCUACUUCUACAGCAGGGAGGAGAAGCUUCUCGUCUACGACUUCGUUGGCGCCGGCAGCCUCUCCGCCCUCCUCCACGACGAUGGCGCGGAGGGCUGCGCGCGGCUGGACUUCACGGAGCGCGCGCGCAUCGCGCUGGUGGCGGCGCGCGGCGUGGCGUUCAUCCACCGCGGAGGGUCCAAGUCGUCGCACGGCAACAUCAAGUCUUCAAACAUCAUCGUCACCGCCACGCGCGACGGCGCCUACGUCGCCGACUACGGGGUCGCGCAGCUCGUGGGCGCCGCGGCACUGCCGAGGCAUGGCGCGGGGUACCGUGCCCCGGAGGUGAAAGACGCGCGCAGCGUGCCCCAGAGCGCCGACGUGUACAGCUUCGGCGUGGUCGUACUGGAGCUGCUCAGCGGGCGCGCCCCGGCGCACGCGCUGCCGGACGGCGCCGACGGCGUGGACCUGCCGCGGUGGGUGCGGUCGGUGGUGCAGGAAGAGUGGACGUCCGAGGUGUUCGACGCCACCAUCGCCAACGAGCCGGGCGUCGAGCAGGAGAUGAUGCGGCUGCUGCAGCUCGGCAUGGAGUGCACCGAGCAGCGCCCCGACCGGCGGCCGUCAAUGGCCGAGGUGGAGGCGAGGAUCGAGCGCAUGGUCGAGGACGCGUGCAUGAAAGCCAAUUUCAGCAGCACGUACGGCAGCCGGAGCGUGUCUGCGUGA